AUGGGAGAUGGAUUGGUAUGUGAUACUUAUGUAUCAUUACCAAAAGGAUUGGAGGAAGGUAAUAAGAAGAAGAGGGAUGUACCAGCCAUCUUAUUCUUGAUGGAUGCUAUUGGAUUACGUCCACGUAUUGAAGAGAUGGUAGAUGUUAUUGCUAGUCAGGGGUAUUAUGUAAUUGCACCUAAUCUAUUCUAUCGAACUGGUAAACAACCAAUGGUCGACAACUUACAAGAACUAUUGGCACAAGGUCAGAGUGGUCGCGAGCAACUAUUCACUCAUCUACGUCCAAUUAUGAUGAGUCUCAAACCAGAAUCUAUCAUGGAAGAUAUUGGUAAGUGGAUUGGCUAUAUUGACCGACAAACUGAACAUGGAGUCGUACCAAAUGCACCCAUUGGUGUAGUUGGGUAUUGUAUGGGUGGUACCAAUGCUUUCAGAGCAUCUGCUAUCUAUCCCGAUAGAAUUGUUGCAGUUGCUAGUUUCCAUGGUGGCAAUCUUGUAACUGACCAAACCAACUCUCCCCAUCUUUCAGCCUCCAAGGUCAAAGCUGAACUCUAUUUCGGACAUGCUGACAAUGACCAUUCUAUCGGGCCACAACAAAUAGCCACCCUUGAAAAGACACUUACCGAUGCCAACAUCAAAUACACCUCUGAAGUAUACCAAGGUGCUGCACACGGAUACACCAUGAAAGAUACUGUCAUGUACAACGAAGCAGGUGAAAAGAGACAUUGGGUAGCUUUAACUGAUUUAUUAACUAGAGUAUUUAAACAACCACAACAACAACAACAACAAUCUCGUUCAUAA
Molecule: messenger RNA, 798 nt
Organism: Cavenderia fasciculata
Lineage: Eukaryota; Evosea; Eumycetozoa; Acytosteliales; Cavenderiaceae
Gene: cmbl
Product: carboxymethylenebutenolidase
Exons: 1
Coding region: 1-798 (265 amino acids)
Molecular function (GO): hydrolase activity
Source: RefSeq, a predicted model, not a curated record